This is a messenger RNA of Magallana angulata, 3620 nucleotides long. RefSeq lists its product as uncharacterized. The record is from RefSeq and is a predicted model, not a curated record. Gene Ontology annotation, molecular function: metalloendopeptidase activity; zinc ion binding; calcium ion binding. Bases 26 to 3475 code for a protein of 1149 amino acids. Lineage: Eukaryota; Metazoa; Mollusca; Bivalvia; Ostreida; Ostreidae. The transcript is spliced from 30 exons. Gene Ontology annotation, biological process: proteolysis.
AACACUGCAUUCUGUUCAGAGGAAGAUGCUGGUCCGAUCCUGCUUAUUGUUUGGGGUGGUACUAGCGGUGGUGCUCUCCGUCCCAGUAAAUAAGAAAAGGGAUGAAGAUGUCCUUAGGGAGGAAGUUCGAGAACUGGUGGAGUAUCUUAAAGGGGAACAACUUAAAGAUGAGUCAGAGAAAUAUGAAAGCCUGGAGAAAAGGAAUAAAGUGGUGGACAGGAAAAGUGAAAAAUCGAGAAGUCACAGUGAUAUGCUUGAUGAAAAGGAUGUAGACCCAAAUGACGACAAAUUAAUGGUAUUAAUGGAGGGAAUGGCAGUAGAAAAGAAUGGCAAAGUUUAUACGGUUCAAGGGUUGCAUCCUGAACUGACAGCCUUUGCCAAUGCGAGCAAGCUAGAAAAGCUUCCGUCAACACCUAAUCAGAUGGAUGCGGAAAAGAGAAGUUUUUUGAAAACGGCAAAAAAAUGGCCGAAAGCUAUUGUUCCCUACAAAAUUGAUAAAAAAAGCAUAGUACGACAACAGAGUUACUAUAUCCUCCAAAAAGCAGUCAACAUCUUCAACUCUCGCACCUGUUUAAAAUGGCUGCCACACACCCCGGAGCUUGCUAAGCAAGUAGGACACAACCAUUAUGUGGAGUUCAAAAAUAGCUUUGGAUGCUAUUCGAAUAUUGGAUACUAUCGAGAUCGUAAUAGGCCUCAAGAAAUUGGAAUGUAUGAACCGUAUUGCAUGAAUGUUGGGACAGCGGUCCACGAAAUGCUACAUGCUGCGGGCUUUAGACAUGAGCAUAGUCGAAAGGACCGUGACGAGUAUAUACGUUUGAUUAAAGAAAACCUUGGAUACAUGAUAAAUGAUCCAAACUUCGCCAAAGGUGAUACCUUGGAUCGAAACCCUUACGACUAUGAAAGCAUCAUGCAAUACGGUUUGAAAUACUUUUCUACAAACGGAAAGCAAACAAUAAAGUUCCUGGACAAGGACCUCGAAUUUUUAGCAGGCACUGGUGACGCACAGGGGAUGGAUUUCUAUGACGUUAAGGAUGUUGUAGUAAACUAUCAAUGUGCAGCGGACUGUAAGGACCCUCCCAAGUGUACCAAUGGGGGAUUCGUCAACCAUAAGUGUGAAUGUUACUGUCCCCGGGGAUACAAGGGAAAGACAUGCGAAACUGUGAUCAGUGACGGUGAUUGUGGAGGAAUGUUAGACGUCCCUCCUGGAAAAGAUGUCUUUGUGGUAUCACCGGGGUAUCCUGCUCCCUAUCCACUUGGGAAAAUUUGUCGUUGGGGCGUAAAGAGGAAGAUGCUGGUUCGAACCUUAUUGUUGAUUGGGAUAGUACAAGCGGUUGCGUUCUCAGUACCUGUAAAGAACAAAAAGGAUAAAGAUGCCUCAUUGGAGAAAGUUCGAGAGAUACUAGAUUAUCUCAAAGGUGACAAACCUGACGAUGAAUUAGCGAAAAUUGAAAGUCAGGAGAAACGACUGUUCAGAAAACAAUUUACAAAAGAAAACAACAAGAAUAACAAAAGGAGGAGAUAUGAACAUGCGGAUGACAAAAACGGAGAAAACUUGAAAAUUCAACGUGUUAUGUUUGAUAAAGAGGAUGUAGACCCUAACGAUGAGAAAUCAAUGUUGCUUUUAGAAAGAAUGGCCGUGAUGAAGAACGGAAAGGUGUACAAGGUUAAAGGUUUACAUCCUGAAUUGACAGGCAUUGCCAAUGCAAGCAGGCUAGACAAACAUCCCUCAUCAUCUGAACAGGUAAAAACCAAAAAGAGAAAUUUUUGGAUAUAUGCAAGGAAAUGGCCAAAAGCCAUCAUACCAUACACAAUUGAUACAAAAAGCAUAGUACAACAAAACAGUUACACUAACAUCAAUGAAGUAAUCGGGAUGUUCAAUACUGACACCUGUUUAAAAUGGCUACCACACACCCCGGAACUUGCUACGCAAGUUGGGCACAACAAUUAUGUAAAGUUCUCAGCUACAUCUAGCAGUUUAUGUUCUUCAAGACUUGGAUAUACUGGUCGAAGUGCUCAACCUAUUAGAUUGAAUGAACCCUAUUGCAUGCAUGUGCAGACCAUUGGCCACGAGAUGAUGCAUGCUGCGGGGUUUGAGCACGAACAAAGUCGGAGCGACCGCGAUGAUUACAUACGUGUGAUUAAAGAAAACUUUAACUUUGCCGCUUUUUCCCAGUUGGCUAAGGAAAAUACCACUAUUCAUAACCCGUACGACUAUGAAAGUGUUCUGCAAUACUUUCUAACGGACUUCUCCAGUAAUGGAAAGAAAACGAUGGAGUUCUUGGACAGAGAUCUUGAAUUUUUAGCAGGAACGGGUGGCGGGCAGGGGCUGGAUUUCUAUGACAUCAAAGAUAUAAUUGUAGACUACCAAUGUGCAGCACACUGUAAGGACCCUCCAGAGUGUAUCAACGGGGGCUUCAUCAACCAUGACUGUGUGUGUUACUGUCCCAUGGGAUACACAGGGAAAACAUGUGAAACUGUGAUUACUGACAACGAUUGUGGUGGAAUGGUAGACGUCCCUCCUGGUAAAGAUGUCUUUGUGAUAUCACCGGGGUAUCCAGCUUCCUAUCCAUUUGGGAAAAUCUGUCGUUGGGGCGUAAAGGCCCCCGACGGAUGGUUCAUACGUAUGACGGUUGAAGAUCUCCACCUUCCCGCAAACUUCUUUAACAGAUGUUACAGUUGGUUAGAGAUACAGUACAAUCUUCCUGGGCAAACAGGAAUUAUACGUUGUGGGGAUAUGAAUGGUAACCAGUGGACCGGCUCCAAGGACAGUCCAAACUUCAUGACCCUCACAUUUAACAGUAUGUACGUUGGAUACAAUCUCCGGAAGAGAGGAUUCCGACUAAGAUUCAACGCAAUUGAACGAAAUGUAUCUUGCCGAUUGAAUCCCUGUUUAAAUGGAGGGGCCUGCAAGGAAAAUGGAAAGUCAUUCACAUGCACAUGUCCGUCGGCAUAUACUGGAACAAGAUGUGAAAAUGAAGUCAACUGUAAGCGGUCCUUGGUUGGUUGGGAGUAUGCGUCCACCACAGCUGUCACGGUCAGCGGUCGAAACUGUCAGCGGUGGAAAGAUUUGAGUCCGCACAAUCAUCGCUACACCGCCUUACUGGGUGACCAGGAAAACUAUUGCAGGAACCCGGACCGGGAACCGAACGGUCCAUGGUGCUACACAACAGAUCCGGCAAAGAGAUGGGAGUAUUGUGAUAUACCAAAGUGUGUAACACCACCGAAUAAAUGUUUAACGACCGCUGGAGGGGCAAACUAUUUCGGUCAUGUUAACACAACAGUCAGUGGUCGCACCUGCAUGCGCUGGGACUCCCAAUCCCCUCAUGGUCACAGUUUUGGGAUUGUCAAGGAUCAAGGGAACUACUGUAGAAACCCCUACAAGGAUGAAGCUAAAGGACCAUGGUGUUAUACCACUGAUCCUAACAAGAGAUGGGAAUUCUGUAACAUUCCCUGUAUGAUGUACAGAGUAAACUGAAGUUUCUCAAUAUUCCUGGUGAACCAUACAAAACCUCCGAAGGAUUAAAGCAAGAUGAUCAAGUUCCACUAUGUCUAUGUUUUUUUUUAAUUUUCAAACAUUAAAUCUUUAAUAAAAUUGUUUUUUAAGCAAAGAAUAAAAUCAU